UUAUUUCUGGUCAGAGAGAGAAAAACCAGUGCCUGGCAUUCUCACUAGCCUUCACCUGCCAUGAUCAAGUGCUUGCCAGCUGAAGUACAAGCCAAACUGCGUUCUGGUUUGGCCAUAAGCUCGUUAGGCCAAUGUGUUGAGGAACUUGCCCUCAACAGUGUUGAUGCUGAAGCAAAAUGUGUGGCUGUCAGGGUGAAUAUGGAAACCUUCCAAGUUCAAGUAAUAGACAAUGGAUUUGGGAUGGCAAGGGAUGAUGUAGACAAGGUGGGAAAUCGUUAUUUCACUAGUAAAUGCAACUCUGUAGAGGACUUGGAGAAUCCGAGGUUUUAUGGUUUCCGAGGGGAGGCCUUGGCAAGUAUAGCUGACAUGGCCAGUGCUGUGGAGAUUUCAUCCAAGAAAAACAGGACAAUGAAAACGUUUGUGAAACUGUUUCAGAAUGGAAAAGCCCUGAAAGUUUGUGAAGCUGAUUUGACUAGACCAAGUGCCGGAACAACAGUGACAGUGUAUAACCUGUUUUACCAGCUGCCUGUAAGAAGGAAAUGCAUGGAUCCUAGAUUGGAGUUUGAGAAGGUUAGACAGAGGAUAGAUGCUCUCUCACUCAUGCACCCUUCCAUUUCUUUCUCUUUGAGAAAUGAUGUUUCUGGUUCCAUGGUUCUUCAGCUCCCUAAAACCAAAGAUGUAUGUUCCCGUUUUUGUCAAAUUUAUGGACUAGGGAAGUCCCAGAAGUUAAGAGAAAUAAAUUUUAAAUAUAAGGAGUUUGAACUUAUUGGCUAUAUCAGCUCUGAAGCACAUUACAAUAAGAAUAUGCAGUUUUUGUUUGUAAACAAAAGACUAGUGUUAAGGACAAAGUUGCAUAAACUUAUUGACUUUUUAUUGAGGAAAGAAAGUAUUAUAUGCAAGCCCAAGAGUAGCUCUGCCAGCAGGCACAUGAGUGCAAGUCCUCGGCAUCGGUCUACUCCAGAACUCCAUGGUAUAUAUGUGAUCAACGUGCAGUGCCCGUUCUGUGAGUAUGACGUGUGCAUGGAGCCAGCCAAAACGCUGAUUGAGUUUCAGAACUGGGAUACCCUCUUGGUUUGCAUUCAAGAAGGAGUGAAAAUGUUUUUAAAGCAAGAAAAACUAUUUGUGGAAUUAUCAGGCGAGGACCUUAAGGAAUUUAGUGAAGAUAAUGAUUUUAGUUUAUUUGAUACUACUCUUCAGAAGCAUGUGACUUCCAACGAGAAGCAUGACCAGGGUAAUUUUCAGGAAGCAUGUAAUAAUAUUUUGGAUUUCUGUGAGAUGUUUAAUUUGCAAUCAAAAGCUGUGAAAAGAAAAACUACUUUAGAAAACAUCAACACACAGAAUUCUAGGAAUUCAGAAGCUGUCAGAAAAAAUACAAAUGGUUCAUUUUUGAACACUUUUGAAUCAAAUGGCCCAGACUAUAGUAAAGGGACAGAGACAUCUUUACAAAACAAAGCUAGCUCUUGCUCAAAGUCAAGGAUGUUAGAACAAGAGACAGUUGAAGCAUCAGAAUCAGGAGAAAACGAGAAACCUAAAAAAUCUUGCCUGGAACAUAACUCUUCAGAAAAUCCACAUGGAACCCAUUCAGAAAUGUUCUCAAGUCCUUUUCACAUACCACAUCACUUUGAGGAGAGUGAGGAGUAUCUAGAAAUACAGAAAGCAAGUGCUGCUGUUAAUAGCAUGGCUGUCAACAUCUUGAGAAAAAACAGAAUUCAGAAUCAACUAGAGAGAGUUAAAGAUGCUACUGAAAUGGGAUGCCAGCCUCUGGCUUUUGAGACACCACCAGUGAAAGUACAUAGUGCUCAGACAGAGAAAAGAAAAAGAGAACCUAGUAAUUGUGGAAGAAGAAACGUUUUUAGUUAUGGACAAGUUCAAUUAUGUUCCACUGGCUUUAUAACUCAUGUGGUACAGAAUGAGAAAACUAAAUCAACUGAAACAGAACAUUCAUUUGAAAAUUAUCCUCGACCAGGUCCCACAAGUGCCCAAGAAACAUUUGGAAAUAGAACACAUCAUUCAGUUGAAACUCCAAACAUCAAAGAUUUAACCAGCACUUUAAGUAAAGACUCUGCUCAAGUACCCAACAAAAAAUUUUGCAGAACAAAUAUAAGUUAUGGACUGGAGAAUGAACCUAUAGCAGCUUAUAAAAAUUUUACUGUAUUUCAGGAGAGUAGUAAAAAAUCACAUACAGGUUGCACAUUACCUGAUACAACCUGCUCUGUGCCUUGGUAUAGACAUGUUUCAAGUGAUGGCAAGAAAACAGAUAAAUUAAUUUGUUCCUCCAAACCCAUGGUCCGUAAGAAGCUAAGCUUGAGUUCACAACUAGGAUCUUUGGAGAAGUUUAAGAGGCAAUAUGGUAAGGUUAAAAAUCCUCUGGAUAUAGAAGUGGAGGGAAAUAGUAAUGAAGUUACUACCAAUCUCAGUCCUCAGCUUGAACCUGACAUUCUACUGAAAGACAAGAACUACUUAGACAACUCUGAUAUUUAUGAAAACACUACUAUGAAGCAUAAUGGUUCAAAUGGUGGUUGUCAACCAGUAGGUCACAUCCUUUACUCAGAUAAGUUUUCAUUCUUGAAGGACAAAGAUUGUUUGGAACAACAGAUGCCUUGUUUGGAAGAAAGUCCUCUAAUUCUAAAGGAGUUACCUCACUUUAAUAGGAAACCUUUGGAUCUUGAGAAGUCACCUGGAUCACUAGCCUCUAAAUUGUCUAGACUGAAAGGUCCUGAAAAAGAGACUCAGUCAAUGGAAGUGAUGAGUCAUUUUAAUGAACUUCCAAAUUCAGACUCCCAGAGCAAAGACAGUGGAUUGUGCAGUGUAUUAACACAAGAUUUUUUAACAUUAUUUAAAAAUGGACGUGAAAAAGCAGAGAAUGGCAUCAUGCCAAUGUCAGAUCCUGUCUCACAGGAUAAUUCCUUUAAUAAAGGUAGUGAAACACAUUCUAACAGCGAUACAGCAGAGAACUCUGUGGUACCAGAAACUCCUUUGGUAUUACCCUAUAAUAAUUCUGAAGUUAACAGUAAAGAUUCUGGUAGUCUUACCAGAGCUUCAGAACCACAGAUAAGAAGUCCUGGCUUUCCCAGUAGAAUGUUGAUGAAUCAGGUAGAAGAUUGCACAGGUGACCAAAGUGGAAUUUGUGUUCAGAAUGAGGACUCUAAAGCAAAAACUUGUUCCGAAAACGAGUCAGAGGCAUGCUCUUUGCACUGGCAGCAGCAUUUUGAUGUAGACAUGGGAAGAAUGGUUUAUAUCAACAGAAUGACUGGCCUUAGCACGUUUGUUGCGCCUACUGAGGACAUUCAGACUGCGUGUGCCAAAGACCUGACAACUGUGGCUGUGGACGUUGUCCUUGAGAAUGGGUCUCAGUGCAGGUGUCAUCCUUUUAGAAGCAACCUUGUUCUUCCUUUCCUUCCGAAAAAUCGGGCCGCGAUGACAAUGAUGAGACAGAGCAACAGAGAUCCUCCAGAUGAUGCUGUUGAUAGUGAAUCGCUUCAGUCAUUGUUCUCGGAAUGGGAUAAUCCAGUGUUUACCCGUUAUCCACAGGUUGCUGUUGAUGUAAGCAGUAGCCAGGCUGAGAGCUUAGCAGUUAAAGUUCACAACAUCUUAUAUCCCUAUCGCUUCACCAAAGAAAUGAUUCAUUCAAUGCAGGUUCUCCAGCAAGUGGAUAACAAGUUCAUUGCCUGUUUGAUGAGCACCAAGGCUGACGAGAAUGGCGAGGCAGGAGGAAACCUGCUAGUCCUGGUGGAUCAACACGCAGCCCACGAGCGCAUUCGUCUGGAACAGCUUGUCACUGAUUCCUAUGAGAAGCAACAGCCACAAGGCCCUGGUCGGAAAAAGUUACUGUCUUCCUCUCUGAUUCCUCCACUAGAGAUAACAGUGACAGAAGAACAAAGGAGACUCUUAUGGUGUUACCACAAAAGUCUGGAAGAUCUGGGCCUUGAAUUUAUAUUUCCAGACACCAGUGAUUCUCUGGUCCUUGUGGGAAAAGUACCACUCUGUUUUGUAGAAAGAGAAGCCAAUGAACUUCGAAGAGGAAGAACUACUGUGACCAAGAGUAUAGUGGAGGAAUUUAUUCGAGAACAAGUGGAGCUACUCCAGACCACAGGAGGCAUCCAAGGGACACUGCCAUUGACUGUCCAGAAGGUGUUGGCAUCCCAAGCCUGCCAUGGGGCCAUUAAGUUUAACGAUGGCCUGAGCCUCGAGGAGAGCCGUCGUCUUGUUGCAGCCCUCUCCCUGUGCCAGCUGCCCUUCCAGUGUGCUCACGGGAGGCCUUCUAUGCUGCCAUUGGCUGACAUAGACCACCUGGAGCAGGAGAAAGUGAUUAAACCCAAUCUUGCUAAACUUCACAAAAUGGCCCAGGCCUGGCAUCUCUUUGGAAAAGCAGGGUGUGACAUAAGACAGACGCUGCAGCAGUCCAUGCCUCCUUGUGAGCCACCAUGAGAACAGAGCCACAGAUCUAAGGGAACCCAAGGGGGCUUGCUGCAUGCCUUGGAGCAAAGAGCAGAGCAGCAAGACCAGUUCAGCCCUGACUGCAUCAGCCCGUGUCCCCAAGCAGCUUCAGGACAGCAGGGCCCUUGGUAUCCGGCUUUCUUGAGCAGGUGAUUUCGCUACUUGAAUUGCCAGCUGGAACCCAGCCUUAAGAUGGUUCAUCCAUUUGCAUCCAUGGACACAGGAGAUUACCGUAUCAUAUCUACCAUUUGCAAUUUAUUUAGUGAUAAAACAUAAUGAAUAAUUGUCGGGUUGGUUGGCUGUUUGGCUGGCUGGUGCUUGCGGGGUGUGCUUUUUUAUUUUGCCCAACUUUUUUCAAUCUUCAGAUCUGCAUUUAUGGAAUCCAGCUGAUGCUAACCUCUAAGGCACAGUCUGUCUUCCCAGCUGCCCCGGGGUUUCUCCCCAGCCACCCUUUCCCUUCAGCACUGCCCUCUGCCACUGCUCCCCAGCCUAAGUCUCAGCCUUAGGGACUUGCUCUUCUCCCAGUGGAAACAUUCCCUGACGUCUUCCAUCGGGCUUUAACUAAACUGUUUUAGGGAUAAAAACUGUUAACAAAGAGAAGCAAGGACUAGGAUAGAAUAGGAAAAAUUUAAAUUCCAGCUCCUGGUUUUUUUGUUUUGCUUUAUUGCCUCUUUAAAAACUUAGAGACUGAUGUCGUGUCCCAAAUGAGUAAAAUGGUAAAAGUAUGUUGAGCUUGUUUUCUAAAAUGAAUUUUUUCUUGUCUUUUAUAAAGUAUCUCUUCAUGUGAAAGUAAUUGUCAU
Molecule: messenger RNA, 5237 nt
Organism: Carlito syrichta (Philippine tarsier)
Lineage: Eukaryota; Metazoa; Chordata; Mammalia; Primates; Tarsiidae
Gene: MLH3
Product: mutL homolog 3
Exons: 12
Coding region: 61-4428 (1455 amino acids)
Biological process (GO): mismatch repair
Cellular component (GO): mismatch repair complex
Molecular function (GO): ATP-dependent DNA damage sensor activity; ATP binding; mismatched DNA binding
Source: RefSeq, a predicted model, not a curated record